Schizosaccharomyces cryophilus OY26 is the source of this 1395-nucleotide messenger RNA. Its product is annotated as U2-associated protein. Lineage: Eukaryota; Fungi; Ascomycota; Schizosaccharomycetes; Schizosaccharomycetales; Schizosaccharomycetaceae. The record is from RefSeq and is a predicted model, not a curated record. Bases 1 to 1395 code for a protein of 464 amino acids. Gene Ontology annotation, cellular component: nucleus. Gene Ontology annotation, molecular function: RNA binding. The transcript has 7 exons.
AUGGAUCACGAUCAUCAGUUUCCAUUACAAACUUUAGAAACAAAAAGAAGGCCAAUUAUCGGAGCACGGCGGCAUUUUGCUGCGAAGGAAGAUAUAAGUUCAGAAUCGGAUGAAGAUGAAGAUACGUUUCUAGCUGGAGAACGGCAAAAAGUCAGUAUUUCAGAGAAAAAGCAACAGCAACCGUUUCCACAGACGAAUAAGUCUGGACUAGAGGCUGAAAUUGAACGACGCGAAAAUUAUGCAUUGGAAUCGGUGGACCAAGCUACAAGUUUAUCUGAAAAGCCCUGUGUUGUACAUCUGGAUGGCAUUGCUAAACAGACAACCGCAGCAACGUUGAAAGAAGCUCUAGGUGGACGUGACUCUGUGAUUGCAAUCAAUGUGUUCUCUUCCGAAGAAAAUAUUUCCAAAGGAAUUUCCGUAUUUCGAAACGAAAAGCUCGCACAGGAUGCCGUACGGCGCCUGUCUACUGAGCCAGUGGAUGGAAAUUACAUAUCAGCUACUGUUGGAAAAGGAGAAGCAAACAAGGAUUCAAUAUUUUCUGGACAACAGAAAGAGCUACGAAAAAAGAAAGAGGAAGAAGAGAAAAAUGCGUCAGCAGAUCGUCUGUCAACCCUAGAUAGGGCAAAGUUGGAAUGGCUAUUGACGCGAAUGAGCUGUGAAAAGGGGUCUAUAGCAAGUGUUUUAUGUUUUUCUAUUAAUCACAUUGAUAAAUAUAAAGAGGUUUCUAAAGCGAUUGUACAAGAGUUACUGAAGAAUGAGGAGGUUAAUGACGGAAGGAUGAAUGAUAAAUCUAUAUUGGAAAAGGGGGACAAAAAAUUGGGACUAUUGUACGUGAUUAAUGACCUGCUGUUUAAUGGAAUAUCUGGAGUGUCGCUAGUUUGGCGGUAUCGAGUUGGUUUGGAGCCAUAUGUACCAUCUAUCUUUGAUAAUCUAUAUGCCUUUAGUCGACGAUUAGGUGGUCGCCUAAAAAUGGAUAUUUUUUGUAAAAAGGUUGCACAAGUCAUUGAGAUUUGGCGAGUUUGGGUAGCUUUUCCGGAAGAAGUUCUAGAUUCAGCAUGGCAAAUGUUUAAGAGCAAGGAGAUUACAGCGUCCGUUCGGUCUUCCGCCCGGCCGUUAUACGCUUCUAAAAACAAUAGAUGGGCAACAGCUGCAGCUGAAAUGGAAGAAGAGCAAGAUGAUCAAGAAUACAAUGGGAGUCCUGUGAAUGUUUUGGAGCUUUUACUUGAAAGAGAGGAGCAUCAGCAUCGGGAUAGUCAACCGUCAAAUACAUCUACUCCUGCUGCUCCCUCCACACCAGAGGAUGCUGGCGACGUAAAAUCCAAAUUCAAACCCAGUUUUACUAAAGGAACAUUCGUGUCCCGAAAGAUGCGAAUGCAUGCUGAGGAUUUGUUUUAA